UUCAGAAAGUUCCCUGUUAAUGCCCCUGAAUCGCUCAAUGCAUUUUGAAAGGUAGGCUACCUUCAUCUGUCAUCACGAGGUUAAUUUCUGCGCCACCUUACACGGAACUCGUUUGAAAGUGGGCGUGAUCGGUCGUGCUGAGGUCAGACACCAGGGGAAAAACUUCGUAGCACACACAACUGCAUCAGUCUCUAUAAUGUCUGGAAUGAAUUGAACCACAUUCGAAAAUUUUCGCACAAGUAGGGCUGGAUAACCUCGUUCAAAGGGUACCUGCCAGCUAGACCUGUGUCACAGUACAGUGUGUCUUCAUUUGCUCUUUCCCACUCACUCUCAUCACUGAGCAUCAAUGGAGAGCCAAGACAAAUACUUCAUCGUUACCCGUGCCAAGACGCGGAAAGGCUUCUCCCGCGGUUGCAUUGGUCGAAUCGAGGCUGAGACGCAGACGGGGGAGAUUUUCGGUCUGGUAUACGGCAGCGGCGCAGCCAAAAGCGGUGGUCUUCUGAAGCGGGAGGAGACGUACCCACUCACGCGCCACCAGGCUCAACUUCUUCUGUUCGUGUCUCCGGCCAGCCGACGGUUAGAGAUCCUCUGCAAUCCAACGCUCUUCAGGGCCAUCUGUGAGCUGGCACAGGAGGACCUGGUCGUUGUGCGCUACAAGAAAGGCUGCCAACCAUGUUUGGUGAGAAACCUGAUGCAGAUUGGACGUAAGGAUGGAUCAGAUGAUCUCAGCAUGCUGGGAUUUGAGCUACAACCUAUGAAUCCAGAUAAGAAGCUGUCAUCCAAGAAGCCAGCUCCACUGCCAGUGUUCAGCGCUGCAGACAUCAUACAGGUGUCUUCGGGCUAUCAGUCAAGCGCUAGGUUGCCACUGAGAGACAACCAUACUAUUGACACCACCAGGAAGACCAUCUCUCGCAUCAACUCCAUGCCAAGCACAAGAUCCAAUAAUAGACCUCUUGGGAAGAGAAUAUCUGAACAGAGCCAGACCCCCAGCAUCAAUGCCCUGCCUAAUCCCCAGCUGGAGGUGGGGUCCAUGGUGGAGGUGGCAUCGGACAGAAAUGUCAUUCUGUAUGGAGUGAUCAGAUGGAUUGGUGUACUACCUGGAAAGAAAGGCGAUUGGGCAGGGAUUGAACUAGACAAUGAGGUUGGCACCUGCACAGAUGGGACAUUCCUUGGUCAGCGGUACUUCACCUGUAAAGGGAACAGGGCAGUGUUUGUGCCCCUGGAAAUGUGUAUGCCAGAUGGGCGCUUCCUCUCCCCCUCCCCGACCACAGAGACAGUGAAGCCACCUCUGCCUCCCACAGUCACUCCCGGAGAGGAGGGCGAAGAGGAGGAGGACGCACCCCCUCUAACUGAAUCUCAAGUCCUCACUGUGCUAGAGGGCAAAAUGAAGGGAAUCCAAGGUCAUUUCAACUCCUGCUAUCUGGACGCCACACUCUUCUGUCUCUUCAGCUCAUCUAUGACCCUGGACAGGCUUUGCCGAAGCUCAGCCGAAGGAGAGGGGAGCAUCUGCCGGCAGAUGAGGAGAGACAUUGUGAACCGGCUACGUAGGCAUGGCUUUGUCCCAGCGGAGAAUGUGAUGAACUUCCGCAAGAAGCUAGGAUGCAACACAUUUGUGACUGAGGAGAAAGACCCAGAGGAGUUCAUCUCUAUCCUCCUUCAACGUGUCCUGCAAAUGGAACCACUGCUGAAAAUCAGGUCGAAUGGAGAUUCAGGAACGUCACAAAAUGCCUACACGUACCAGAUCAUCCUGGAGAAAAAUGAAGUGGGGCCCUGUCCUUCCGUCCAGCAGCUGCUGGAGACCUCCUUCGUUUCCUGUGACCUCAAGUUUGAGGAGGUCCCAUCAUGCCUUAUGGUUCAGAUGCCGAGGUUUGGAAAAAACUUCAAGAUGUUCCCCUGUAUCAUCCCCUCCACAGAGCUUGACAUCACAGACCUCUUAUACCAAUCCUCCAGGGAGUGCUUUAUCUGUGGGCGGCUGGCACAGCAUGAGUGUGGCCAGUGCUUCAGAGACCGUAAACUCCAGCCUGGGAGGAUCAAACAAUACUGCUCCACCUGCAACACCCAGGUUCACUCUCACCCUUCGCGACAAGGUCAUACCCCUCGCAACAUGACGCUCCCCGCUGAGUUCAGCACAGAUGGCCCCGCGCCCAGAACUCAGAUGCAGUUGUUUGCUGUCCUCUGCAUCCACACCAGCCACUACGUGUCCUUUGUCAAGUAUGGCCCCGGGCCUCGAUCCUGGAUGUUCUUUGACAGCAUGGCUGAUCGCUGUGGAGAUGACCACACCGGCUACAACAUACCAGAGGUACGCGCAUGUCCUGAGGUGGGUGACUUCCUCUCCCAGUCGGAGGAGGAGCUUGCUCACAUUGACCUCUCACAAGUCAGCGGGCUGGUGCGCAGACUGCUGUGCGAUUCCUUCAUUUGCCUAUACCAGAGCUCCAGAUAAACUCAAGCAGUAGGCUCUGGCCUGACAAGAGCUCGAGCCCACUAUCACAUAAACAGAGCUGUUGUCAUAACCUUGACCAGGUGGCGUCUUGGCAAAAGCACAGAAAACGUCUGAGGACACUGCGAGGAACAGGAGCUACUUGCUCUGCCUUCGGCAACCAUAACUCUAGCUAGAAGUGGAUGCUUAGAUAACAGCAAAGAACUCCAUGUCCCUGUCAAGGUCUGCUUCAAGAAUUUGUGAUACAUUAACACUAAAUUUGUUCCAAUGAAGUCCUGGCUUUUGAUGAUAUGAGACUAUAACAUGAGACUAUAACUUGAGAUAUGAAACUUAAAUUCUAUUUAUUAGUUUGACAAGUUGUUUAUAUUUUGUCUUAAUGUGGGUUGAUUAUAAAAAAUAUUGGUUUACCGUGUAAAAAUGAUUAUGUGCACUCCCAGUGUAUAUAGCACCUAAAGCACAUACUGAACAUACACUAUAUUGUAAUUUACAAAAGGUUUGACAAUCAAUUUGUAUUUGAAUCUGUGACAAAUUACCCAUGUUUGAUUAAGUGCUAACCUGUUAAUCUUGUACUUGUAUGUUUACACAAUGUCAUUAAAUGUUAGAAAUC
Messenger RNA from Clupea harengus (Atlantic herring), 3044 nucleotides. RefSeq names its product cylindromatosis (turban tumor syndrome) 2 (gene cyld2). Gene Ontology annotation, biological process: protein deubiquitination. Gene Ontology annotation, molecular function: cysteine-type deubiquitinase activity. NCBI's taxonomy places the organism in Eukaryota, Metazoa, Chordata, Actinopteri, Clupeiformes, Clupeidae. The record is from RefSeq and is a predicted model, not a curated record.